Cladocopium goreaui is the source of this 3177-nucleotide messenger RNA. The record is from the annotation of a GenBank genome assembly. NCBI's taxonomy places the organism in Eukaryota, Dinophyceae, Suessiales, Symbiodiniaceae.
AUGGCGGGUUCUCCCAUGCGCCCGCCAGAAGGCCGUGCUGCAGAGGAGAAGGAGCGAGAUGCUUCGGAACGUCGGCAACGACGUCUAAAGCGUCUCCGAGCUGAAAAGGACGAACUUCACUCAGCUCUGCGAGAGAGCAGACGGAGAGUACGACAGUUGGAGGCUGCACAGCUGCUUUUUUCCCUUCCGGAGGUGCCCCGUGCUGUGGAGUUAACCGACUUAUCGGACCUGUCUCCUGCCUCUGGGGAAGAGCUCUCGCGAAACCCAGAGUCCAAAGCUUCAGAGGAGGGUCCACCGCUUGUAGCACAGAAUCUGCUCCGAUGGCGUCAGCUGCGCCAGAUUCUGCAAAGUCAUCAGGAGACCUUGGAGCAUGAAGAGGCGAUGUGGCAGCAGGUAUUGCAGCAGCAAGAGGAGGAUGCAAAGCAGCUGAAGCUCCGCCUCGGUGAGGCUGAAGAAAUGCAGCACCAAACUGAGGCUCGAGUGCAGCAUUUAAUGGAUCUCAUGGUCGCACUGCUAUCACCUGGCUAUACCCAGGAGAGUCAGCAGGAGAUGGUGAAUUCCAGGUACCUUGCAAUGAUCGAGGAUUUGGAUAGCUACUGCAAAUCCAUGACAGAGCGGAUCAGCGGCUUUCAGAGUGCGUUGGAGGGUGAGCGUGGCGAAAAUUGCUGUCGCGCCCUCCAACUCUGUGAUCAGCAGCGGCGUACUACAAGGCUUCAUGAAACCCUCUGCAAGCUGCAGAGUGAGCUCUUUCGAACUCGUGCGGAUCCUCUCAGUGAGAGGGCCCGUGAGAAUCACAUACGGCCAGAGAUGGGCAUCGCACAAGAGGCGGAGACUAUGGAAAUGGCGGCAGUUGCUGAAGAGCCUGCACAAUUAGGUGUGGACGAGGCUUCGCAGCCAGCUGAAGUAACCGGCCUUGGUGAUGCCGAGGACUCGACGGAUGCUGUACCUAGUGACCCUAGUGACCGUGAUCAGCCAACCGGAGAUGCGCCAAGUCUGCCGCUGACGGUUCCGGCCACAGACGAUGAGGUGCUUGAGGUGCUGAGCCCCAAGCGCACCGUGACGCCACGGACCCCUACGCCUCGCGCACCUCGCGCACCUCGCGAGCAGAUGGAAAACCUGAUGCGAGAGAUCUUAGAGGAGCUGUGCUUCGAACACCUGGUGGUGCGCAACUCGCAGGGCUAUUCGUUUGGCACCUGCACCGGUAUUCAGCUGCAGCUGGAUGGUGGAGAGGUGGUGGCUUCCAAAGAUGGCUUGGUCUACGAGCCCUUUAAGGACUUCAUCCUAAAGCUGCAGGAGGACCAGAGGGCAAAUGCUCCAAAUGCUCCGACCAGCUACAAUGAGCUCAAUGGCCAUAGCACUGCGUCCAUGACAAAGGUGGAGAACGUGGAGACAGGAGACUCAAGCCGCAGUGGAAGGGAGCCCAAAGGACCGAAUGCUGGUGUCAAGAGGGCCAAGGGUGCUGAAUUUGUUGAGCUAAGUUUUGCCGAGUUGAUGCGAGCGACGGGCAAGGAAGAGGCAAGGGAACGCAUCAGGAAGACUCCGCUAACCUACAUCAAGGUGAUUGAAGCCACCUCUGCUGCUAGCAAGAUUCCCCACUGGCAACCGGCUCUGAAAUUCGUAGAGGCAAUGGAGGGGUCGACGCGCCCCACCAAAAAGAAGGAAAUGCCUGAAGCAAAGCUUGGUGUCAACAAUGUUGCAUACAAUGCCUUACUGAACAGAGCUGCUGAGCUUGCUCUGCGUUGGUGGCUGUCCACCACUGUGACAACGUUGGUCACCCGCUCAGAGAAGAAGUUGAUGUUUACCAUCAUCACAGGAUACGGCAAGUCCAGAGGAGCAGAGCAACGAGGAGAUGUUAGGGCGGCGGUCUUCGAGAUGAUGAAGAACUUUAAUCUCGAGCCACUUGAUUUGCAGAAUCGACCCCUUUCAUCCACGGCCACAGACAACGGCCAACCCGGGCACAUUUGUGUUGACCUUGGGCAGCUCGCCAAACUGGACAGUGCUGCAGUGCUGCAGUGCUUGAUUAGCCUGACAUUGGAUGCAUGGAAGGGAAUGCAUGGAAUGACAGAGCAUGAACAAGUUCGCGCAGAUGGCCGGGAGCAUCUAGCCUUGAACUUGAACUUGGACAUAGGUGCCUCAGCAGUGGAGGCUUCCGGAGCUUCGAGCAGACAAGACGUGGCCGGUGAAAGCCUUCCUAGCCAGCGGAGAAACGGUCAGGCGGUUGCCAAAGUGGUGCCGCGGAAGGAAAGUACGGUGAAGACACCUCGAGGCGAUUUAGCCCGGUCCAAAGUUGACAAGAAAGGCAAUGGGGCGAUGGGGCGAACUGGAGAGUUGUCGAAGGUGCUCACCUCGAUGCAACAACAUUGGCAGCACGCGCAGGAGGCGGCUCCCAAGCGUGUUCAACCUCCGAAGGCUUCACACCGUCAGUGGCCAGUGGACAGCUCUCCAGGAAUGCCUCUUCAACGGCCGGCAGCUGUAUUCUCCAAGGUACCAGUACAGCUGGUGGCGCUACUGCAGUGUCCGUCUAUGGUGCGUACACUGCGCCAGCAUCACCACUCAGGCGCUGAGCGUUUGCGACUGGAGUUUGGCGCAACCGGGCCUCCAUGGAAUUUGGAGGGCUUGAAUCCGGCCCUGACGCAGUCUUCCUGCAGUCACAGCGGUCUGAGAGCCGCCAUGCCGCAACGGACCGUGACUUCGGUUCUUCCGACCCGGUCUUUUGCACCUUUGCCACUCUAUCCACAGCAGGUACCACAGGCCUUCUUCUCGCCACGCGGAGUGCCUCCGGCACGGACUGCGCCAGUGCCGCGGCCUGUGCUUCAAGAAGGUUUGCAGACGGUGCCGUGUCAGGCGGCCAGCAUUCUGCGGCUGAGUCCCAGACAGGCCACUCCGAGACCGAUGCGGGAAAACACAGACGGCGCACUGCCAGUGAAUGCCUGGAACACGCCGCCAAAUGGAAGCACUCUUCAAAGGCCAUGGCCCAACCAAUCGUUGCCCAGCGGGCACAGCACGAGCUCGGCCUAUGGCGCCCAUGGAGUUCUGAGUCUCAACGGUCUCAACGGUCUCAACGGUCAGUUGGCGCAGACGGCAGUCACUGUCAAACAGAGAGCUGCUUCCAGCUCGCCGGUGAGACGCUUCGUCCAGCCGCCAGUGUUACAGUCACCGGUCAUUUUUGGAAGGUGA